AUGGCUUCACUGACUCCUGAAGAAAUUUCCAAACUGGUUCAAGCAGCAAGUGAUGCAGCUCAGGCCGCUAGCAGUGCAGCCCAAGCUCUACGAGAUCAACAGCAGUCCAGGUCAAGCGCUUCGAAGUUUCAUGAGGCAUCAAAGGUUGUUAGACAGCCUGAUCCCUUUGGCUCAGAGGUCCAUGACACAGACUUGAACAACUGGCAGGAUUUUAGCACAAAUUUUCGAGCAUGGUUGUUCUACGCCAACCCCAGCUUUGAGUUAGAUUUGCACAGGAUUGAAGUCACCCAUGCUGACCAGCCCAUUGUGAACGUUACAGGUGAACCUGCUGAGACUCAGGAUCGUUGCAGUCAACUGUAUAGCGUUCUCACUGGAUUGUUGCGUGGGAAGCCACUUAGAAUGCUGAGGCAAAUUGAAGGCAGAAAUGGAUUUGAAGUUUGGCGUCAGCUUGUGCAGUUGUUUCAGCCAAAGACCAAGUCUCGAGCUAUCUCUACACUUAGCGCUUUGAUGAACAUCCCUAGAUUCACUCAGAAAGACCGCACUCUGCUUGACCAGAUUCUUGGAUUGGAGAGACUGCGCACUGAGUAUGUCAGAGCAAGUGGAUCAGACAUUGCCGAUGACAUCAUGCUUUCUGUUUUGGUGCGUGCUUUGCCAAAGGCCAUUCAGCAGCACAUUCAGUUGCAGAUGAACGAGAACUCCACAUAUGCUCAAGUGGUAUUGGACUCAGGGGCCGACGGCUCAGUCCUCCCCUUGGAGUAUGCCAAUGUUGGAUGUGUUGACAAAAGUUCCUUCAACUUUGGCUUCGCAUCAGGGCGACGGUCUCUGCAAGUGGUGCCAGCAAACCCGGGGCAGCAAAGCCAAUGGCUGUUGUCGGGGGUGGCUCACAAUUUCUAUUUAGCUCUACGCAUUGAAGAGAACAUCCACAACGUGACGGUGGCACUGAACCCUGUGAAAAAACAGAAACGCUUGAGGAUUCCAAAGGCUGUCAAAUGGAGUUAUGUGGCAAGUGCUAUGGACAUGGUCUUUUCCGGGCAUGAACGGUUCCUCAAGAAAGCUUUAACUCGAGUUGGCGGGGACAAGAUCACGGUGCCAUCUGCAGCUUUUCGGGUGAAUGCGAUUGCAGUGGCGCGUCGCCAGUUGGUGGGCCAAAACCACAUCAAGGCAUUUGUAAUACUCUUUGAUGGCUCCGAUGUUGCUGGCGAGCCCACGGAACUGUUCUACGUUGUCGUUCAGGAGGACGACACAAUGUUGAGCACGUCAGCACGAUCCCUGCAAAUGGCUUGGGAAGUGGUUCGGAAGUCUGAGUACAACGCGCGAGCACAGCAGGCCAUACAUGAUCACUACAGGUGGGUCAAUGAAUGGGUCGGCAGUCUGAGACCAGCCCCUCAUGUCUUCAGUGAUGUGAAGGGAAUGGUGCCGGAGGGAAGUUUCAAUCCGGAUGAUGACUUUGCAACACAGGAUGUGGAAGCAGAUGCAGUGUUGGCUAUGCUUGGCCCCGAGUACGCCAAAGUGCAGUUGUUUGUGAACCCUUCUGAUGCGGGUCAUGAUGGCGUGGCUAGGUUGCUAGCACUCACACGGCUGGUUGAUCCUGAUCUACCCAGGGCAUCAAUGUCAUUGACUCCUCGUGAGCGGUUUCUGGUCUACCAGUAUGACAUUGCCUACCAGGAGAUCUACAGGACAAUUUCAUGGCCUGGUGGUGCAUCUACGGCUGAUGUGGUGGAUACUUCGGCUGUUCCCGCUCCGAAAGCAGCAGGCAAAGCACGUGCAGCGCCCAGAUUGACAAGUUCAGGCGGUGGCAAGAAGAAGGACAUGGAGAAGUACUCUACAUCCUACACCUCGAUCUCCCUUGUUCCCAAUCAGCACAUCUGCGAUUGGUUGCAUCAUAUCAACCCUGAUCGCUUCACUCGAUUGUUCUUGGGUAAGCUGCACAGAGAUGCACUGCUUUCAUUCCUCUAUCUGAGCACGGGCGUGGUGCCUGGCGACCGGCUCCCUUCGUGGUUCAAGCAAGAGGUGAUGGACUCUCUUCUUGCAGAGUAUGAGCGAUUGGGGAGGCCACUAGAUUCGUGUGACCUGAACCCUGACACCAUUGUCGAGUUCGUGGGUCAGCACUUUGCAUCAGGUGCUGCUGCUUCAUCAUUUGCAGACCCCCCUCGCCCACCUGCUUCUGGGAAUUCUCACCCGGGUGCUGGGAUGCCAGCGUCAUCAAUGGGCAUGGGUGCACCCAAUGCGGAGGCUGCAGAGCAGAUGGCAGUGUUCUACGUGGUGAAUAAUGCCAACCCGCAAGGCGAGUGGCAAUUGCAUGCAUUCAGUGCGGGGGAUGGGCAACUGGUCCAUUCGGUUUCUUUGCCUCACCCUGGUGUAGCGGGGUACUACUCCCUAGUCUUCAGUGGGGGUGAGUUUGCUGUUGCGAUGUCUGGUCAGCAGCCGGUUCCAUGUCAAGAUCUGUUGGUGGGCUUUGAGAGUGAAGGGUCCCUCGCGCCCCCUGCUGGUGUUGCUGCUCAUUCGACCAUGCUACCGGGAAUGACACCACAUGGUACUGCUCCAGGUGGAAUGAUGGCUCUUGAAGAUGGAACUGACGAUGCUGUUCCGCCUGCUGAUGAAGCCGAGGACAUGGAUCCAGGAUUGAGUCUGUGGGAACCUGGGGCAGACACGCCACCUGGACCUGUCACUCCGACGGAUGCCCCUGCACCUAAUGAACCUGAACCUGAAGCGCCUGUGGGAGCUGUUGAAGCCGCCCUGGACCCCUUUGCCUUGUUUCGGGACAGCGAGGAGGCUCGCAUGUUCAGGUCAUUCAACAAGAAAGUCAGCAACGCUGUCUAUGUGCUGAUGCGGGGCAUGAACCACUCGCUUCACUUGCUGACUGGCAACUGUCUCGAGCACUUCAUGAUCAAGAAUCCUUUGCCUCAGUUGGGCACGGCUGGUGUUGAACAGGGGCCGGCCAUAUCUCCACUGGCAGAUCGACCGCUUUUGACAAUGGCAGCAGAGGAGGAGGCAGUGGGCUUCAGGUGCUUCAACAUCCUGCUUUCAUUGGGGCUUCGGGGGCUAGCGGUUCCUGACUCUGCCCACCAACAGUGGGGAGACUACGGCCGUGCACUUGUGGCUUGUGGACUAAAAGGAGCAUCCCUGAAACUCACCCUCAUAUGUCAGUGUGGUUCGGGCCCUUACACCAGUGGAAGAAAUCACUUCACCAAUCACGCUGCCGCUGAACUUCUUUUGGAGGGGAAGGACCAUGAGUGGUUUGAACAGUUUACCCAUGACUACUGCUUCGACCAGCGUGUUGGGGAAGGUGAUCUCAUUCUUACUGCAGAUGAUUGGAUGGCAUCGCCUGGCAUCACUGGGAGGCUCAAGCAGGCAAAAAACAAGAGCUGGUUCGGCUGCAUCGAGGCUUUCCGCAUGUUGGACUCAUGCUGGACUGUCCUGAGCGAAACAUCUCGGUUUGCACAGACAGAGCUGGACAACCUUGAUGAUGCUAAUGAGUGGUGGGAUGACGGCGAUGAACAAGGUGAUGAAGACCCAGCAGCUGAAUCCGCGGAGCUUCUUGAUCCUCAGACAAUGAAGCAGCUGCAGCUUUUGCGAGAGAACUACAGCAACACUGCGGCGUUUGCCGCUGAUCUUCUACAGGAUCGGACUUUGCAAAAGCAAGCCAGGCUGAUUUGUCAUGUUUUGAAUCCUUUGCAUUCGGAAUAUCAAAGUGAUCUGAAAGCUCACAGUGAUGGUCAAACCUAUGUUCUCUAUUGGCAUGGUGACCGUGCCAGUGGUACCUACUACAGGAACACGGUGGUCAAAAUGUUUGAACUGUUGAAAGACACGAGCAUUGUCUCUUUGUUGGGUUUGCGGCAACAACCAUCUCUUCAUGGUCAAAUCAUGGAGCCUUCAAGCCCUUUACUUGAGACUGAUACCAAGUUGGUGCAACAGUUUUUUCGUUUUGUGAUGGAGCUUGGGGCCAACCGUUGCUGGAGUCAGAGUUUUUGGACUUUGUUGUUUCCAUACAACAUUGCCGGCCUCUAUGCAACCGACACUACUGACCGUCGUCGCUGCCAAAUGCUGUGCAAGAGACUGGCCAAUGCACUGUUGGCACUGGAAGAUGCAAUCCAGAAGUCGCCAGCAAAUCAUGACCUCAGAGUUUUGCGUGACUCACUGGGCACAGCGGACUGGGCACUGGUAAGAGAAAUUCUGAAACAAGGUCACGAUUGCGAUUGGGACCCAAAUGAUGCAGAACUUCGUCUCUUGGUGUUUACGUUGUUUGCUGGACCAGGAUCCACAAAAGACUCUUUAGAGAGCGCAUUCAACUUUCUCAAGGACAGUGUCAAAUCUUCCAAGAGCAAGAAGAUGGGCCCCUUUACCAGGUUUUUUUACACGCUGGCGAAUCCCUAUGCCCGCCAUGCAGGGGUCGAACAGAUCCGACCAACCAUGGAGCAUUUCAAGGAUCUGUUGCAGGAAGGGUUCAAAGACAAUGAAGUGUUGCAGCACCACCUCUUUGCCUACAAGGAAACACCCCUGGGGAAGAAUUUUCCUCGGCCCGAACAACUCAUGAAUGCCAAGGUUCGCACAGCUGGCUUCCAUUCCAAUCGGAAUGCGGCAGCAGCGGCUGCAUUCAUGCUCCAUGAUGCUGCACAUGGCUUCAGUCACGCUGGUCAGUGUUGGCCAGGCUGCCUUUUCAAACGGGGCGAGGUGUACUUCAACGAGCAAACCGAAGAGUACCACUUGAGUCUGGGCUUCAUGGCCUAUGGUUGCUUGACCAUUUCUGCUCGCAGACAUGAGGACAUCAUCACUCUUGAACCGAAGGAGCGGCGUUUCCCCAAGUGGGUCUUCAACUAUAUGAUUGGAGACGGGUGUCCAUUCAAAGCCAUCCCAACCACCGUGGUUCCACCAGCUUGUAUCCCGACAAACCUGGGUAGCCUGCCACUGGCUAUUAAGAUCACUGGGGAACCUGAAUCAGUGGUGAUCGCAUCUUUGAGAACAGGUAUCUUCUUGACGGUCAAACAAGUACAAUCAAUCAUCACAGCUUUCAAAAUUGAGGAGCCUUUGCCAGGUUCUGGUUCGGGAAAGGGCGGGCGGGUCAUCAAAGUUGACCAUUGUACUGCUUUGGUUACUGGGCUGUUCCCCCUUGCCUCCGAACAAGAGAAGGCUUUCAUGAUUACAUCUCUGAUGGUGAGAAAGCAGGUGCGACCUGAAGACGCCCCUGAGUAUCUCCUCAAGUUGACUUCAAUGCUUGACACGAAUGAGGCCCAGCACUUCUCACAUGUCCGCAAGGCUGCAAUUGAUGAGUUGAAGGUGGCAGCAAUGCGUGCCAACAUCGCAAAAUGCAAACAGGGGAAACAUGAGGAUGAUGAUGAGGCAGAAGAGAAAACACGCGGUCGAAAGCCCAAACGAGGUUUGGAACAAGAUGAACCUGAAUCAUCGGGGGCAUCGGGAUCGAGAUCCAAAGCUCCACGAACAGGUGAUGAAUCAAAAGAUCAUGAAGAGAAGUUGCAGCGUUUGAACAUCAGAGCUCCACCCGAAUUUUUGAAGUUUUUCCCACUGGUCAGUUACUGCUACUUCAAGUGGGCGCCAAAGAACUUCCGUGUCACUGUGGAGUUUGUUCAGAAAGAGCGUAUGGGUGCGGCCCAGAGAACCCGGUCCCAACGGUGGUAUGAGAAAGAGAAAGAUCCAGCCAAAACAAUCGAGAGCAAACUAGAUGCCCUUGAGGCUGUUUUUGAAUUUGUGGCAAUGACCUACAAGAGGUUCUGGAAAGAAGAACCUGACUUUGAUUCGUCUUACACCCCUCCUGCCCGGUCAGACCUCAAAGAGGCAUUGGCUAAGAUGGAGGUGCAGUCUGCAGGACAUGUGAGAGCCCUCACCUUGGGCAGAGCUUUGACAGGCAUGGGACAAGGUUGGAUUCAAUUGAGUGAGAAUGUUUUUGGUCUUCGAAGUAUUUCUCCAAAUCAUGUUGACACAACUUAUUGUCCUAGUAGCGGUUUACUUUGGUUGCGUACAACUUUGAUCAAGGGUGAUGAUGGUGAAUGGGAACUGGAGGAAUUUGGACAGAGCAUUGCUGAAUUACCCACCAUGGUUGGACCGUUCAACACUGAGAAGCGCGUGGUGGAAUCUAUCACCAUUGCUCACACCUCCAUGGUUCCUCCUGAACAUCUUGGUUUUUCAGUAUCUGAUGACAUCAUUGCUCCACGAUCUGGAAUCCCUGUCAGGCCACUUCAACCAGCUGAUGCAGCUGAACCUGCAGAGCAACCCGACGUUGAUGUGAUACCAGCUGCAGAGGACGCAGAGCCCCCAGUUGAAGCAAGAGAAGAUGGCAUGGAGCAUCAUGAAGUUUGGGUUGAUGGUGUUAAACUCGACACCAAUUCUUCUUUGAGGACCUUGAGAGCUGCGUGUGACUCUUUGGGUCUUAGCAAAUCAGGAGGCAAGAUCAAGUGCUUGAAACGACUUUGGAAUCAUCUUCAAGCCCAGGAAUUGUUAGCCGCACAUGCUGCACAUCAUCAGCUUCAAAGUGAGAUAGCAAGACCUGUUUACUCACAACCCGUGCCAGAUGCCGUGAAGAAAACCUGCCGUGGACUGGGUAUUCAGACCAUAACAGAGCGUGAGACGCUUCCCAAAGCCGUGGAAUAUGGAUGGAAUAGCAAGUGUGGAAGCUUGUCCUUGGAGUUUUGGUUAUGUGAACUUGAGACGCAAAUGGAGGUCUCAGCUGAGGCGGGGAUCCCACUUUCAGUUGGACUGGAAGUGCCAAGCACUCCCAUGACACCAGCUCCUUUGCCAUUGACAAUGCCAAGCAGUUCUGAGCCUAGUAGUGCUUCAGGCCAUGCAGGAACCUCACUGCCUGCUCCUGGAGUACAUGGACGUGAAGGUGCAAGUGAUGUUGAUGAGGCCAAUAGACCGACAAAACAGGCACGUAUCAUGGCAGUCUUCGAGCAUGAGGAUGACAUGCAUCCUUUGCAUUUUCAGGAUGGUGAUGUUGACACCCUGGAGUUGUAUGAGUACGAGAUGGAGGAAGAAAGUUGUGAAGGUGCAGCAACUGAUGUUGCAUCUGACAAUGUUCUCAAGCGUUUGAGUGUUCCUCACAGCACUUUUGAGCCUGAACUAGAUCCAUCCACACUUCUCCAAUUGGAUCUUUUAGCAGAUGAACUUGAGAUCAGCCGCCUGAAGGCGAUGGGUGUGCUGAUCCCAGCUGAGAGCUAUGAUGUUGCGGGCCAAACACCGAAGAAACUCACUACCAGAAUGGUGAGGACAUGGAGAGACAAACAUUUGGAUGGAGAACAUGUUUGGCUGCGUAGGUCACGUUACGUUGCCAGAGAAUAUGCAUGGCUUUCACCUGACAGGCAAGACUUAUUCUCUCCAGCUUCUUCUGUCCUUACAGUUCGACUUCUUCCAUGUUUGUUCAUGAAAUGGAAAAUGGAUGACUACGUUUUGUGCUCCAUAGACAUCACUGAUGCUUUUCUCAUGGUCGAUCAGCGUGAACUGACACAGGUGGUUUGUGAAGAUGCUGGUGGAAAUGUCUCCCACUACAUACUUGGCAAGGUGUUGCCAGGACAGCGCAAUGGAUCACAGAUGUGGCAUGAAAGUUUCAGUUCCUUCUUGCGUGAGGACCUGAAGAUUGUGGAAUGUGCCGCAUACCCGUGUUUGCUGAGAAGUGAGACCACAGAAAACCAUGGAAGGCCAGCAUGCCUACUGCUCCUACAUGUUGACGAUGUUCUUUGUUUGUGCAAGCGCUCCUACCUUGAGAGCGUGUUACUUCCAGCCCUGAAGGCGCGCUACAAAAUCUCUCACGAGAUGAUGGCUGUCGAGGGUGACGAACUCACAUUUUUGAAGCGUCGUCACAUGCUGAUGAAUGAGUUUGAGCUUGCAAUCCAGAGCCACCCCAAGCACCUUGAGAAACGGGUUGAACGAAGGAAGAUUGGCCGAGGUUUGAAACCUAAGAGAACGCCAGUGCACCCUAUGCUGGAUGAGGAUGACAAAACCGAGAUGUUGGACAACCAGCAGGCCAGCAUCUACCGCUCAUGCAUUGGUAUUCUUCUUUAUGUGACCAGUGUUGGACGGAUCAGGCACAUCAGUUUGCGUGUGCUAUGGAUGCAACAGAAGGUCUAUGACCUAAGUACUUCACAGUACGUUGGCUCUGAAGUGAAUGACAGGUUGGAACAAGAAACAGUGACACGCAAAGGUAUCAAACUUUUUACACUUGCGGAAAUGAACAAUCAUGAUGCAAAGGCUUUGAUGAGAGUUAUGUUAAUCAGCGCGUUGAGCCUUACUCCUGCCACCGCUUCUCCAGCAGAACCAAUGGUGGUGGAUGGAAGCUAUUUUGGCUUCUUCUUUGCGGUGAUCGUCACCAUUUUGUGCAUCACACUGGGAUACAUAGCUUUGCUCAGGAAAGAACUUCGGGAGCUGCGCGGAGAGAAGACUCAGUUUGAGUGGAAUGGCGCUUUGACAAAGGUGCUGAAGCUUUUGAAAGGAGCGAAAACUGAGAGCAAGCAAAAGGAGGCCAUCAAGACCAAUGUUGAAGGUGCCGAAGAAGAAAAGGGAACAGACGAUGAAAGCGUUGGAGAGACACCACAAGAACGCUUUGAAAGAUACAGCCAAAGCACCUUGGACGAAGUCUCCGACCCAGGACUUUGGCAGCUUUGGCACCAUGGAACUCCUAGUGUUACCGAUGAGCCUUCUGCCCAUCGACAAUAUGCAGAUGGACACACCGAGCAGAUGAUGAAAGACACCAAUGACAUCUUGCGCAGACGUCUUCGAAGGUUGGAGACUGAGUAUGACGCAGCAUCAGAUGCCAACGACAUCAAUCUGAUGCACCAGCUGAACUCCCAGAUCGAUGAAUGCAAUGGCCUUAUGUAUAACAUAGGUUAG
Cladocopium goreaui is the source of this 8835-nucleotide messenger RNA. The record is from the annotation of a GenBank genome assembly. NCBI's taxonomy places the organism in Eukaryota, Dinophyceae, Suessiales, Symbiodiniaceae.